Molecule: messenger RNA, 831 nt
Organism: Limanda limanda (common dab)
Lineage: Eukaryota; Metazoa; Chordata; Actinopteri; Pleuronectiformes; Pleuronectidae
Gene: hce2l2
Product: high choriolytic enzyme 2-like 2
Exons: 8
Coding region: 1-831 (276 amino acids)
Biological process (GO): proteolysis
Molecular function (GO): zinc ion binding; metalloendopeptidase activity
Source: RefSeq, a predicted model, not a curated record
AUGGACGGGAUUAUCCUCUUGUGUGUGCUCUCCGCUUGUCUCUCAGCCGUACACACCCAGAAAUUUUUGUUCAGCCCAAAAUGGGGCCCCAUCGGCUAUAAAGAGCGGGAAGAGCACGGUGUUGGGACAGCAAUGGAUGAAAUCAUUAAAGCUAAUGGGUUCCAAGCCUCCCGAAUCAUCGAGGGCUCCACCACUCUCAGAGAGGGAGACAUUGCUGUUUCUGCUGGCAGGCGCUCCAAGGUCUGCUUUGCACGGAGCUGCCCCUGGGCGAAGUCAGUGGACGGACAUGUCUACAUUGCAUACAGGCUAUCACCUCAGUACUCUGAACUGGAGACAAAGCUGAUAAAGAAAGGGAUGGAGAGCACGGAGAAAGGGACCUGUGUGCGAUUUGUUCCCUGGACUCACCAGCGAGACUACGUCGACAUCCAGCCAAAAUCUGGGUGUUGGUCUUACCUUGGUUCACGUGGUGGACGACAGACCGUGUCUCUCCAGAGUCCUGGCUGCCUCCAAGUCGGAGUGAUUUCCCACGAGUUAAUGCACGCCCUGGGCUUUGUGCACGAGCAGUCUCGCUUGGACCGGGACAACUAUGUCAGCAUCAUGUGGCCAAACAUUUGGAGGGAUCGUUUGAGGAAUUUUGAGAAAUUCAAGACCGACAAUCUGGACCUUCCAUAUGACUACAGCUCAAUCAUGCACUUUGGGAUGUAUGCCUACUCCCAGGACGGGCAACCAACCAUCAUACCUAAGAACAGCAAGGUGCAGCUGGGCCAGGCCUCGACUCUCAGCCACAUUGACAAGAUGAAAAUCAAUAGGCUUUACCAAUGCGGUUGGUAA